Rangifer tarandus platyrhynchus (Svalbard reindeer) is the source of this 573-nucleotide messenger RNA. The record is from the annotation of a GenBank genome assembly. NCBI's taxonomy places the organism in Eukaryota, Metazoa, Chordata, Mammalia, Artiodactyla, Cervidae.
AUGAGAGAGGCUGCAGGAUGGGGCAAUGUGGGCAAUGAGAGGAGCCAAGAGGCAGGCAGUGAUCGGCUGUGGAGAGGGAGGAUUCGGGAAAUUGUGCUGCUCUUUGAAAGAUGUGUGAGGAUUCACCAGGAAGAUGAGGACAGUGUAAAUGAUAAUGCUCAGACACAUGGUGCCGCUUGGCUCCCGGGAGGCUCCGGCAUCCACGCUUUUCUUGGCCUGGCGCCCCGGGUCCGGCUUUCUCCCUCCAGAUGGCAGGCUGGAGAAUCCUCGAAGAGGAUUGCUGCGGACGCGGGGACCCAGAUGCGGACGCUCAGGUCACAGGCGGUCGGUCCCUCGGACGCUCGCGGGGCCACCACUCACCGCUUGCUCUCCCGUCUGGGACCUCGUGGUCCAACCAUGGAAGAGACGGGGCGCGCACAGGAGUGCCUCCAGGGAACCCUCGAAGGGACGCCGAGGGUGGUCGACGUCAUCGACCCCUUGCUACCGAAGAGGGACCAAGUGGACUCCCAAGGUCAAGUUGCCUCCGUGCUGCUGGGAGCCGAGUGCAGAGCAAGGUCGGGCCAGAUUGCGUGA